CGUCCAUUUUUCGUAAGAGUUCGACAAAAAACUGAAAAUUACAUCGCAAAAAGACAGAAAUUUCACAAAUCAAAUACUUUGUAACACUUUCAAACAACAGCACAGUGCAUUUCAGUGGCCUUUGAAAUACUGCUCAACCCAAUAAGCAAUAGCAAUACAAUUAGUUUUACAAUUCAACUGAAUCUGAAACGUUCGUGCGUAUGUACAAAAAAAAAUAAAUAAAACGCGUGUGAAGUGGUGCAGAAAUUAUAGCAGAAGCAAACAUCAAUCAAUCGAACGCUUCCAACAAACUGUGUGGCAAUAAUAAGCAAAAAUAAAUCAAAUAAAAUAAGAACAAUAAAUUUAAGAACUAAGCUAUUGAAUAUAUAUAUAUAUAAAGAUAUAUUAUUAUAUUUAGAGCAAGUUAACGGAGCACAUUUAUAUCAUAAAUAUGGCAUGUGCAACACUCAAACGCGCCUUGGACUGGGAGUCGCUCAACCAGCGCCCAACGAAACGUCGUCGCUGCAAUCCUUUCGGGCAAUCCGGCAGCAGCUCGCCCUCGCGCAGCGGCAGCAAUGAUGCCGCCAAUAACAGCUCGACGACGCCUUGCAAUCGCUAUGCCAAAGACAGCAAUGAGCCCAGUCCGUUCCUGGAGUCUACAUUGGCCAAGAUGUCGCCAGAUAAAAUGGCUGAGAAUUUGUGCAAUGAAAUCAAAAGACUGCACAAGCGCAAGCAAUUGCCUAUUACAUCGGCCGCAUUGGAGCGUAUGCAGGACUCGGAGUCGAGCGGUUCUGAAAUGGGACCGGAGAGUCCGCAUCGCCCGGAUAGCCCACCGAGUCAUCUGAUGAUGCGCCACCAUGGCGAGAAGGCCUUGUUCACAUUCAAACAGGUGCAGCUAAUAUGCGAGGGCAUGAUCAAGGAGCGCGAGGAUCAGCUGCGCGAACGCUACGAAUCGGUGCUGACCACCAAAUUGGCCGAGCAAUAUGAUGCCUUUGUGAAAUUCACGUACGAUCAGAUCCAGCGUCGUUACGAGGCAGCGCCCAGCUAUUUGUCGUAAGGCAGCCCAAAUUCUCACUAUGAAAUGCACUACGAUCUUAUGUGACGGUGGUUCCAACCGCAACAGCAAAUGCUAAAAGAAAAACAACAACAACAACAACAUAGAAGCCCUCAUUUAAAAAAAAAAA
Drosophila novamexicana is the source of this 1163-nucleotide messenger RNA. RefSeq names its product akirin. Gene Ontology annotation, cellular component: chromatin; nucleus. The record is from RefSeq and is a predicted model, not a curated record. Gene Ontology annotation, molecular function: transcription coregulator activity. Gene Ontology annotation, biological process: positive regulation of innate immune response; positive regulation of transcription by RNA polymerase II. The coding region runs from base 431 to 1036 and encodes 201 amino acids. Lineage: Eukaryota; Metazoa; Arthropoda; Insecta; Diptera; Drosophilidae. The transcript is spliced from 4 exons.